Molecule: messenger RNA, 2022 nt
Organism: Cucurbita maxima (winter squash)
Lineage: Eukaryota; Viridiplantae; Streptophyta; Magnoliopsida; Cucurbitales; Cucurbitaceae
Product: probable nucleoredoxin 1
Exons: 4
Coding region: 158-1846 (562 amino acids)
Molecular function (GO): thioredoxin-disulfide reductase (NADPH) activity
Source: RefSeq, a predicted model, not a curated record
CUUCAGGGCGACUCGAAUGGUUUGUCAUUAUCGAGAAUUUGCUUGCUGCCUAAGCUUCUGAUUUCUAUAUAUUAUCACCAAUUCCUUUGAUUUUUAUUCAUCCAUCGUUGGUAAUUAGCUUCAACGGCACAACAGUAACAAGGAUUUCUGAAGGAUUAUGGCUUCUCCCGCUGUGCACGAUCUGAACUCCCUGAUUUCAUCUGAGGGGAGAGACUUUCUCAUCCGCAACAAUGGCGAUCAGGUCAAGAUCAGUUCCUUAAUCGGAAAGAACGUGGGAUUGUAUUUCUCGGCAUCAUGGUGCCCUCCGUGUCGUCGUUUCACCCCGAUUUUUGCUGGGGUUUAUGAGAAACUAGCAUCUAAGGGCGAUUUUGAAGUUAUCUUCGUUUCUUCUGAUAGAGAUGAUAACUCAUUCAAGGAUUACUUCUCUAAAAUGCCCUGGUUGUCAAUUCCAUUUUCCGAUUCGGACACCAUAAAACGCUUGAAGGAACUCUUCAAAGUGAGGGGAAUUCCUCACCUUCUUGUUCUUGAUGCCAACGGGAAGGUUUCAACUGAUCAAGGAGUGAGAAUGGUGAGCGAUCAUGGCGUUGAUGCCUAUCCUUUUACUUCUGAACAGAUCCAACUCCUGAAGGAGAGGGAGGAGGAAGCGAAAAGGAACCAGACCAUAAGUUCCAUUUUGGUUUCAAACUCACGCAAUUAUUUGAUCUCGAAUGAUGGAAAUCAGAUUCCUGUCUCUGAGCUAGAAGGGAAAGUGAUUGGUCUGUACUUCUCAGUGUAUGGCCAUGGAGCGUGUGACGAAUUUACGCCUAUUUUGGUCGAUGCUUACGAGAAACUGAAAGAAAAGGGACAGAACUUUGAGAUUGUGUUGAUCUCUUUCAAUGAUGAAGAUGAGGAAUUCAAAGAAGCAUUAAAAUCAAUGCCUUGGUUGGCAUUGCCAUUAAAGGAUGAGAAAUGUCGAGAACUCAUUCGAUAUUUUGAGAUUAGUGAGAUUCCUACUCUUGUCAUAAUUGGGCAGGACGGCAAGACUUUGCACCCGAAUGCAGUGGAACUCGUCGAAGAGCAUGGUUCUGAUGCCUACCCUUUCACUCCCGAACAACUUGAGAAUCUUGCUGAGAUUCAGAAGGCAAAGCUCGAGUCGCAGACUCUGGAGUCUCUUUUAGUUCAUGGAGAAAAUGAUUUUGUUAUUGAGAAAAGUGGUGCAAAGAUCCCAGUCUCUGAACUUGUUGGCAAGAACAUUUUGCUCUACUUCUCAGCACACUGGUGCCCUCCAUGCCGUGCAUUCUUGCCUAAGCUUAUCGAGGCAUACAACGAAAUUAAGCAAAAGGACAAAGAGUUCGAAGUCGUUUUCAUCUCAAGUGAUCGAGACCAAGAUUCGUUUCAAGAAUUCUUUUCAGGAAUGCCUUGGUUAACCCUGCCAUUUGGGGAUGAAAGGAAGAAGUUCCUGAAUCGCAGGUUCAAAAUCCAAGGCAUUCCUGCACUUGUAGCGCUUAACAAAAGUGGUCGCACAGUCUCGACAGAAGCCCGGAAGCUCAUCUCAGCUCAUGGUGCAGAUGCGUAUCCGUUUACAGAUGAACGUUUGAAGCAAUUGGAGGAGGAGCUAGAAGAAGAGGCAAAGGGGUGGCCUGAGAAACUGAAACAUGAACUACAUGAAGCUCAUGAACUUGUUAAAACACGUCGUUCAUAUGUUUGUGAUGGGUGCGAUGGAGUGGGAUCUGGUUGGUCCUUUCACUGUGGGGAAUGUGACUUCGAUUUGCACCCAAAAUGUGCUUUGAAAAAGAAAGAGGAAAGCAAGGAGGAGGGGAAAGAAGGGUGGGUUUGCGAGGGAGACGUGUGCCGCCGUAAAGCGUAAGUGUUCAUUCGUAUUUAGAAAGCAAAUAAAAUGGAAGCUUAUAAAUGGUAUAUGUUAUGCAGCAAUCAUGUUGCUUCAAGCCACAUCGUCUGUAAUGGUUUUGUUGGAUAUUGUAAUUUGAGAUAGCUUGAGCUAUAUCCCUCUCUUGCGUCUUUAAUAAAAUCUUUUUUAACUUG